AUGAAACCUACAUCAAUUUCAAAACCACGCUCAAGCAAUCAAACCAUGUCUCAUAAUAAUCAAAAGAAACCGCGUAAACCAAAGAACAAACGACGACAACAGCAACGUUGGCGACGAAAACAUAACAAGCCACUAUUGUGUGAACAACCAACUUAUCCAAGUUUUCCUAAUCAGAACUGGUUCUCAUGGAGAAAUGAAAAUAUAUGUCAACAAAUAUACAAACCAAUAGUUGUAGUAGCUGGUAGUUCAAUGGCGAGUCGUUUGAAUGAGUACAGCUUACAAACAUCAAAAAGCUUAGUAAAACUUACAUAUGAGAGCGGUUGUACUUGCUUUAAGAUGUUGAGCUGGUUAAGAAGUAUAGAAGGUCAGGAAAUGAUGUACGGAGCAAGUCGGAUUAUACUUAUUUUAGGAACGAAUGAUCUUCAUGUCAUGCGCGCAGGAGAAACUGUUCAUCGGAUAAGAGAAACGGUUGAAGCAAUUCGUCUUCUAUAUCCGAGGGUUCAGGUUGUGUGGCAGCUUUUACAAUGGCGUAUGAAAGCUACGCGUUAUCUAUCUGAUGGAAUUGAAGUUCUAAAAGAACUUGAUAAAUGUAACAUCAUGUUAUUAGAGCUGUCGCGCAGAUUAAAUUUUCAAACUAUUGAUCCGCGUCUCACCAAAGAUCAUAUAGGCAAGGAUAAUUUACAUCCAACCUAUGAAGGUUCACGUAUAAUAGAGCAUUCUAUUCGCUUAUUCUUAGAGCGACAGUGA
Adineta ricciae is the source of this 747-nucleotide messenger RNA. The record is from the annotation of a GenBank genome assembly. Lineage: Eukaryota; Metazoa; Rotifera; Eurotatoria; Adinetida; Adinetidae.